AUAAUCAAGUAUAAAAAUAUUUACAUAAACCCUCUUUUUAAAAUUAUUAAUAAUUCCUUAAUUAAAUUACCAUCUCCAAAAAACAUUUCUCUUAUAUGAAAUUUUGGUUCUAUUCUAGGUUUAUGUCUAAUUAUUCAAAUUUUAAGAGGAUUAUUUUUAGCUAUACACUAUGUUCCUAAUACACAAAUAGCUUUUCAAAGAGUUAUUCAUAUUUGUCGAGAUGUAAAUAUAGGAUGAAUAAUCCGAAUUCUACAUGCAAAUGGAGCUUCCAUAUUUUUUGUUUGCUUAUUUAUCCAUAUUGGACGAGGAAUCUAUUAUGAAUCAUUUUUUCUUAUUGAAACUUGAAAUUUAGGAGUCAUUAUUUUUUUACUUACUAUAGCUUCAGCUUUUUUAGGAUAUGUUUUACCUUGAGGACAAAUAUCUUUUUGAGGAGCAACAGUCAUUACAAAUCUUCUUUCAGCAAUUCCUUACUUAGGACAAAUAUUAGUCUAUUGAAUUUGAGGAGGUUUUUCAGUUGAUAACUCAACUCUAAAUCGAUUCUUCGUUUUUCAUUUUAUUCUACCAUUUAUUGUUUUAGUAAUAGUAAUCUUUCAUUUAUUCUUUUUACAUAUAAAAGGCUCUAAUAAUCCUUUAGGGACUUCUAGAAAAACUUUUAAAAUCCCGUUUAGGCCAUAUUUUAGAUUAAAAGAUUUAAUAGGAUUUAUAUUAUUUUUUUUUUUAAUUAUUUUUAUCGUUUCUUUUUACCCAUAUUACUUAGGAGAUCCUGAUAACUUUUCAAUUGCAAAUUCUAUAGUGACUCCAAUUCAUAUUAAACCAGAAUGAUAUUUUUUAUUUGCUUAUGCAAUUUUACGUUCAAUUCCUAAUAAGUUAGGAGGUGUAAUUGCAUUACUUAUAUCAAUUUUAAUUUUGAUAUUUUUGCCCUUUAUAAAAAAAAACAAAAAAACUCAAGGAAGUCAAUUUUGCUUAAAAAAACAAAUUUUAUUUUGAACUUUAGUAAUAUCUUUUUUUUUAUUAACAUGAAUUGGAGCACGACCUGUAGAAGAACCCUUUGUUCUUAUUGGACAAGUCCUAACCAUCAUUUAUUUUAGACUUUUUUUUUUGAUUACUUCCUAA
Messenger RNA from Thrips palmi, 1113 nucleotides. Lineage: Eukaryota; Metazoa; Arthropoda; Insecta; Thysanoptera; Thripidae. The record is from the annotation of a RefSeq genome assembly.